Messenger RNA from Rotaria sordida, 228 nucleotides. The record is from the annotation of a GenBank genome assembly. NCBI's taxonomy places the organism in Eukaryota, Metazoa, Rotifera, Eurotatoria, Philodinida, Philodinidae.
AUGGAAUUUAUGAAUGCAUUAACAUUGGAUAUUAUUUUAUUUGAAAUUCCAUCAGUAAUUAUUGAUCCAUUGAUUGAUCGAUUUGUUAAAUUAAUUGCUAUAAUUUUUCAUAUUAUUGGAUGGUUAGCAUUGGCACUAGUUGCACCUGGACGAGAUGCAUUUUUAUAUGUUUAUACAAGUUUUUCAUCAUUAGCUGGUAUAAUGGUAUUAUUAGCAGCUUAUACAUAA